Etheostoma cragini (Arkansas darter) is the source of this 2819-nucleotide messenger RNA. RefSeq names its product progestin and adipoQ receptor family member 9 (gene paqr9). NCBI's taxonomy places the organism in Eukaryota, Metazoa, Chordata, Actinopteri, Perciformes, Percidae. The record is from RefSeq and is a predicted model, not a curated record. Gene Ontology annotation, molecular function: signaling receptor activity. Gene Ontology annotation, cellular component: membrane. The transcript is spliced from 2 exons. Bases 753 to 1991 code for a protein of 412 amino acids.
UAACUUGAUGCUUGUACCUGUCAAGCUCGUCGGUGUUUCGCUGAAAUGCCGGUCGGCUUCAGCCUCGCAGGGCUCGACACGGACCCACGCCUCGGUCCGAGCUUCCACCCGCGAAGUGUCUUCAACGUGGCGGUGCGUUAAAGGACUGAACACCGCUUUGGUCCCGGAGGGGGGUUAUUCGACUCUACAGCGGUCUGCAUUACAACGGAAUGGGAGCUGAAUGAAUUGAAAGUCGGACGGUGGACACGGGCUGAUGGACCGGGGACAACAGGGGCAACAGAAGCCCGCAGUACUCAGAUACAUGACCUAGAUACCGCAGAGCUUAACGGACGCGUCUUCAGGACAUCCCUGCUGUAGUAACUGACGUCCUGUAACAACCUCGUAAUAAGUGACCUUCAUCUUUUUUUUUUUAUUUGCUGUUGCUGAACUGUCCAUAACAAGGUGAAUGUGUAUGAUUAUCAUCCAUGCAGACCAUGACCUAUGCAAAAUAAUGGCACAAGAUCAACAGCGUGAAAGGGUUUCCAUGCCGGGUGUUUUUCUGACCUUUGCUUUAGGGUUAAGAGGAAACCAGAUGAAAAAUUAACCAAGCAGGUGGCCCGAGGAUCCUGGAUACUACGCUCUCCCCUGCCAUUUUCUCUCAGUAGACUAUGACAUUACACCAGCUUUGCUCUUUGGAUUACAGCUCACCAGGCCCGCAGCAAAGCCGGGAUCAAAGGUCGAAAGAAGAGCCUUAUCUAUAAGCAAAAUCAUUUAUGGUGAUCAGCAAUAAAUUAAACUGCCCCGCAAUAACAAAGUCCGAUUCUAAUAGACUUUGGGCCUGUGUUGCCGUUAUGCUCCUGAACUGUGGGCAGCCGUUACCUCUUCUGAGGCACACGGACGUGCCGCCUCGGGUCAUAGAGAACUUCAUCCUGACUGGCUACCGCUUCCCAAACUACAGCCUGGUGGACUGCUUGCUCUCAGCGUUCCGGCCCACCAAUGAAACGGGCAACUUCUGGACCCAUUUCCUCCCGGUUUUUAUUUUUUCGUACUAUUUCGUGGAGGUGUUCGGUUGGGAGGGUGCGCCCCACAGUGACGCCCCGUUCUUCUACCCUCUGUGGAACUACUUCAUCGGGGUAUUCUGUCUGUUAAUGGCUAGCAGCAUGGCCCACCUGCUCAACUCCAUGUCUCUGGUGGUAAGAGAAGUCUGCUUUUUUGUUGAUUACGGCACAAUCAGUUCCUACACGGUUGGCUCGUCGUUGGCAUACUACUACUACAUCCACCCUCGGGCGGGGAUAGUGGAGACCGGAGGCCAAAAUGGCUCCCAUGUGGACUUGAAAGGUGAACCCGCAGGAUCUCAAACAUCAACCUAUGCAAUCCCUGAUUUCGGCGUGUUCUUUGAGACUUUCUACAUCCCGUCCGCAUGCGUUGUAGCAAUCAUUUGUGUCUUAUCUUGCUGCAACUCUCGCCAGAGGUGGAGGCGACAUCGGUACCUCAUCCGAACCUUUGUUUUCCUCCUCCCGUUCCUCCUUUCCUCCACGCCAGUCUUCUACCGCCUCCUCACCAGAUCACCUUACUCCACCACCUCCUCCUCUUUUGCUGCUUCCACCUCCACGGCCAGCUACUUUUACCGCCACUGCCUGUGGCUGCUGGGGUCCGCCGUCUUCAACAUCAGCAAGGUCCCCGAGCGGCUGGCCCCGGGUCGCUUCGACAUCUGGGGCCACAGCCACCAGUGGUUCCACUGUUGCACGUUUUUGUCCAUCCUCGACGAACUCCACAUGAUCAAGACUGAAUUGAAGGCGAUCCUGCUCAGCCCGAGUCUCGUGCUGCCCCCUGCCACCCUCUCUCGCCUACCGGGCCCCACCGUCGCCUCCACCUAUGGGGUGAUGUGCCUCCUCCAGACCACCAUCGUCUCCGUCAUCGUGUGGUUCUCCUGGCACGCCAACUGCAUCUACGGACCGCAGAGCGAUCAGCUAGCAAAGGAACGCCCCAAGAAACACCUGAAAUGCCACUAAUCGCAAAGACAUCUUUUUUUAAAUCAUUCUAACUGUGAAGGAAGAUUUGCACAUGCAUACAGAGCCGUGCCACAAAAAGAUGGGCACAAAUAAAAAAAAAUGGUCCCUCCUGAUUUUUAAGUCCUUCACACGUUCCACCCCCUUCAGGAGCGUUUUUCAGACUCUAAUAAUCGGGGACAACGUUAAAUGAAAGGAUUAUAUUCUGGUUGAGUGGAUAUUGAAAGACAUUGCCAGUGGUUUCCCCUGAGCUGUUUCGGCAUGUUCCAACAGGAUGUCUGAGCAGGGGCGAUAACACAUACCUGUAGGGACCGCACACUUCAGGACACAGGAGACCAUGUUUCAUGUAACGUUUGGGUAAUGUGGCUUUAAAGUCGCUGUGUGUAGUCUGCUGGCAAGUAGUUCCUCCUGUGGCACUUCCCCUUGCUCUGACCUUACAUUUCGCAUCUCUUCAUAGGUUGUGGUAGAACCUAGUUUCAUGUCUCUGGCCUUUGUUAACCACAUGUUUCUCUUCCUCUGCCUUCCACGAGCGCAGUCUCAUUUCCUCUCGUUCCGAAAGACCCUUGCAGCAGGAAGUGGGGUGGCCUUGACGACGCAAUAGAAAUAGCUUAGAGCUCAUAUCAGUCGUACUGUAAAGCACUUUCAAGGGGGCCGGUCCAACCUGUCCUGUCAUUAAUUAAGAAGCCAUGCUCGCUAAAUACUUUAAAGGACGCGUAACAUUACUGAGGCGUACAUUGAUGUCCUGCUGACGUGCUCUGUUGGAGUACUUGGGUUUAUUCAUUGUGAAGUGUGUAGUGUGAAUACAUCUGUUGUGUGUACGGGUUCUAUUAC